AUUUCACAGUUCCAUUUUAUAGGCCAUCUCGUUAAUCGCCAUGAGUUGCUGGAUACAAGACAGUUACAGCCCGCUCUUCAACGAUGCCUUUGAGGUGAUCCAUCACCAGCAGCCUCAGCACUUUCGCCAGGACCCUGGUCUCCACUAUCUGACAAGUCCUCCACACUCAACGUACAACUUCCAACACCAUCAGGAGACUGGAUCUGGACCUUACCACACUCUGGAUAUCCAACCCCAGUGCCUCCAGGACAUGAUGGAUUUUAAUGUGGAUAGCAACAAGUACGAGAACGGGAUCCAGGUUCCAAACUAUUACCCAGAGAGCCAUAUUCCAGAUUUCUUCAUCCCAAGGCAAGGGAAAGGCAGGAAGAGGCUUCGCCUCUACGAGUUCCUGAGCGAAUCCCUGCGCGAUUCGGAGAUGUCCGACUGCAUUCAGUGGGUGGACCGGAAGAGCGGCGUCUUCCAGUUCAUCUCCAAGAACAAGGAAAAGGUGGCUGAGAUGUGGGGCCGGAGGAAGGGCAAUCGCAAGACCAUGACCUACCAGAAAAUGGCCCGCGCCCUCAGGAACUACAGCCGCACCGGGGAGAUCGUGAAAGUCCGCAGAAAACUCACCUAUCGCUUCGACGCCCAGGUGCUGCAGAGGCUGGGAGGGGCGCCGACUUCUCCCUUUCCCCACACCGACCACCAACACUACAGCUGUGACCACUGGCACUUCAACUACAGCCACAACGAUUUCUUACAGGACAGCGCCACGUGA
Messenger RNA from Pristis pectinata (smalltooth sawfish), 754 nucleotides. RefSeq names its product transcription factor Spi-C-like. The transcript is spliced from 5 exons. NCBI's taxonomy places the organism in Eukaryota, Metazoa, Chordata, Chondrichthyes, Rhinopristiformes, Pristidae. Gene Ontology annotation, molecular function: sequence-specific DNA binding; DNA-binding transcription factor activity, RNA polymerase II-specific. Gene Ontology annotation, cellular component: nucleus. The record is from RefSeq and is a predicted model, not a curated record. Gene Ontology annotation, biological process: regulation of transcription by RNA polymerase II; cell differentiation. Bases 41 to 754 code for a protein of 237 amino acids.